UACAGUCAUCAAACAAGACAGCUACAAGCCAUUCAUCGUGUUAUUGUAUUCAAUAAAGCGUGUCAGUUAAAAAAGGACCGAUUUUCACAUGGCUGCGUUCAAGAUGGAUAUUUUUUUUCUCCAUUAAGAUCGGGAUGUUAGUAUCAUCACUCAUCAUAUACAUGUAAAUGUAUGUUCUUAAAAAGCUCAGUCUAGUGGAUACAAUCGCGCAUGCGGAGGUGAUUAACGUUUAUAGUCUUGACUCUACACAUAGAGCGUUGUGGAACUUGUCUUCUCGGUUUAAUACUAAUCACUGUUUAAAAAAGUGAGUGCAUCGCGAACAUCUUCCCAGUCAUUCAUAUGCGGAUUCCAUCACUGUGUCUUUCCAAUGUGAUGGUACGCUCUUUUAACGUCACUCUUGUGGAUACAACCGCGCAUAGCGAGUGGAUCAACAUUUACAUCUACUGAACACACACACGAACUGAGUACAUAACCUUCGGCAAGAUGGAACUGAUGCGCUACUUAAACCGUCUCAUCUUCCUACCGAUCCUUCUAGCUGCGUUUGCGCUCUCGUCCUGUCCCGUCGAAGCUUUCAGAGGUCACAGACUCCCGCCUCCCAGACAGUACAGCCCCAACGAACCCCCUUCUGCACUCGAGUCCGACUCCGACCUGCUGCACGCCUUGGAAUUCCUAGAGCAAUACGAACAGGCCAAAUCCAGGAAACCUAGCGGCAAUCUUCCGGAUGUGUACGGUGGCGCCGAAGAGACCGACGAUUUCGGCCAGUACCCGAGGUACGGCAACGGAAUCCCGAUGUCACUGGAAGGCGGCAACGGCGUCCCGUACCAGAAGUGGGACGACGACGCCGGGAAUAUGGACGAGAUCGACCUCGAGGACCUGUACGAUCCACGGCCUGAAGAUCUGGAGACGAACGAGGUGGCGUUUGCCGAGGCGAUCUUGGACGAGUAUAAGGAGUAUGAGAAGCAACGGCAGAGAGAGCUCUUUAACAAGAUUCUUGGGGACGUGAUGGCGGAGAAACUGCUCGAGCAGGAUGAGAAAGAGAACAUCGCCAAACUGAUGGAGGAGCAAGAAGAUGAGGAAGAGGGUUUUGAUGAUCUUGCCGCCAUCUUUGAUUCGAGUAGUUCCGUGGGAUCGUCAGAAGACGAAGCCGCAGUCUACGAACCCCAAGAGCUUGAUCUGCCGAUCUUCAGCGCAUCGUCGGCCUCCAAAGAAACCUUCGACGAGGACUCCCAGAGCUCCGACAUUGAAAUCGAAGCCGAUGACUUUUUCGUGAGCGAGGCGGGGCUGGAGGCGUUGGCCGAAGCGGAGGGGAUCCUGAAAGAAGGCUACGCGGAGGAGGAGGAUGCAGAAAGCAGCGAAUCACUGCCCGACUUUGAUGAUACGUCAGAUCUGACUAGUCUCCUACAAGACGACGAGGCAUCUGAGUUCAGCGAAGCAGGACCAUUAACGGAAGAAGAAAAAGAAGAAACACUCAAAGACAUCAUCUACAGAAUAGUACAAGAUACCCUAAGAAAGAAAUUGGUAGAGUCUAUGAUCGGGACCGAGGACGCUGAACCUGAUACGUCCAUGGAAUCAUCCAUUAUGGAGGCAGGGGAUUCUGAGGAGGAGGAAUCAAUCACUGAUGAUGAAGACAAUCUGCUGAAUAAUCUGAUGGGGGAGAUUCGGGACCAGGUCGACGAACUUUCAUCAAAAAUCAUGAAAGAGAUCGAGGAGGAGGAAAUCGACGAGGGCGAUGAUAAUGACGAUGAUGACGAGGAAGCUGAAAGUUCCGAUGGAUACUUUAACGAGCGACCAAUCACAGACGAAUCGAGCUCGAUACCUGACGAAGUCAUCGACGAGAUCAUGGAAGACGGGCCAAGUAGUUUCGUCGAUCAGGACGUCGAUACGUCGUCAUCGUCGAUCAUGGAGCUGAACGAGGAUCUGCUGAGUGAUGAGGAGCUCAUCAACGCCAUCAAGGAAAUCGUUCCAUCCGCCGAAGCAAAAGUAUGCCCUAUUCUUAACUACCUAGUGGAUGAUUGCAGCGUCAUUGAAGGUUUCAGAGGACUGGGUGCCAACGGCUACCAGCAAGCGUUCAGCCGCCCUUGUAACAGGCAUCAAAUUUGCUACACCUGUAGUGCAUCUUAUGAAAUUCCAACAAAACUGUGUGACGAAAUUUACAAAGCCGAGCUGCUGACAAUGUGUGACGGUGAUCCUGAGUGCAUGCAACGAGCGAAGUACUUCUGGUUGGCUGCCACCAGCGACAGGACAGCGCCAGACGUCACACUCUCCCUGUGUAGUGACCGUUGUGUGUUGGAUUAUCUGCUUAGCGAUUAGAACACAUCCCAGACAUGGGCUGCUCACACGAUCGCCGCAGGAAACUGGCCGUAUCCAAAAUCCAGAGUGGUGCUCAUUUCUUACAUCGAAACCCACCACUGUGCAAGACGCGCACACUUUGGUCGUGCACCACUCUCGCGCAGCAACUGUGCGUAUUCGUAGAAACGCCGCGUACACAACACCUGUUGACGAUUUCGGAUCCACGCGCGCUUGUGUGGAAAGCCCCGUAUUUCAUAGUCAAGUUUCAUUAUUUUUCUGUCUCACUCCUUCAAAAUAUGUAUAUAUAGUUGUAGACUGGCGAUCUAUGUCUGUCUUAGAAUUAUUCUUAUUAUAUUUAUAAAGAUUUAUCAAAGUCAUAUCAUUCUUGUAUUUUUAUCAUUGAUAUCGAAUCGUGCAAUCAUUAUACGAAUCAGUCCUGUUUGUUCGAUCAGUAAAAUUAUUGGCUCGUUGCAACGAAGAAGGGCAGGUGUUCGAUUAUUAAUUAUUUUGAUUUCGAUCUCAUCAUCAAUUCAAUAGAUUUUUUAGAUUGCGUAAUCCACUGUUCAUGCGUGGUGUAAUGUUAUAGUUAUUGUGUCAUAAGUUUAAAGUUUCGGACAUUUUUACUCAAUAUACAUGUAUUUGCAGCAUGUUAAUGCAGCUUCCGCUUAUACAGUGAUUUCCGAUUUAAAAAAAUUUUUAUUCAUCACAUAUAGAAUCAAGUUCAUUUGCAGUCAGUGUUCGCGUUUAGAUUGGAAGAGAAACAUGUAAAAGAAAACGCAUACUUAGGCAUUUUAAACAACCAUAUAUACAUUAUCUGCAUUGGCUAAACAAACAUACAUACUAUAUUGCAAUAAGUAAGAAAACGACACUACAAAAGAUCUAUGAUUUCUAAAACAUUGCCGUGCUUCGCGGGGAAAGAAAAACACAAUUUCCUUUUUUCUUGUGAGUGCCGAGGUGGUGAUCCAAGAUAUUGUCGUGCAGAAUGGAAUGAACGUGAAAAUCUUUUUUUUUUUUCUUCUUCAAUACUAAUAAAUGUUAAUGAUUAAUUUCAGUCAAUUUGCUUUGUGUUUAAUAAAUGUCAGUGUCAUAUCAAUCUGAAAAAGUACAAACAUUUUCGGCUUUCGUUUUUACUAUCAGCAGUCUGUAGAGGAAUUUUGAUUAAAUCGCAAGUAGGCUUCAAAGAUAGUUUUACACACAUAUAUUUGUUUAUUUGUUAUGUGGCAUCGUGCAUAUAAAUUCAUCCAAAGAAACUUAAGAGAAUCGUUUUCAGAUAUAUGGACACUUAUUGUUUUUGCCACAUGGUUGGAGAAAGGCAAGCAUCUUAAUGUAUAUCCUCAAGAAAAUAAAAUCACCAUCGGCACCGCGUCAUAUCUGAACCGGCCUUUAAAGUCAUUGCUUCACCAAACUGUCUAAAGUAUAAAAUUACAGCUAAUUUACAGGCAUGUAUCAUUAUAAAUACGCGCUACAAUGAGACGAGUCGGCAAACUUAAUUCAUGUGUAGGCCUACUUAGGACGGUUCUAUGAACGAAUGAUCAGAUUUCUCACAACAAUUCUUCAUGGAUUUUGGGAGUAAUGUAGUAUUAACCUUCCUUGUGCCACCAGUGCCAAUUGGCACAGUAGCUCGUUUGCCACGCAUGCCAAUCGACACAAAAACAUUCAUUAAUUAACAGAAUGAUGGCUUUCUGCAGCACGAAAGACUUGCUGGAAAUAAUUCACUUCCUGUCCCUUUUAACACAAUCAUGUAGGCAUAUCAUAGAUUCAUUUUGCCCUGGAUACAUUCAAAUAAUCUAGAAAACUCAUGAUAUAGCUAUGACUGUCAUGCGAAAUACAUUGUGGCACAGGGAAUUAUUUCCAUAACACUUAAAAAGGGAAAUGUUAAACAUUUUGUGUACCUAGUUCUCGUAAAUGUUCCUGCUUAUCGUGAUAUUAUGUGAUUAGUGCAGCACCGUGCAAUAAAAUCAGAUUUUAUCAGUAAAA
Messenger RNA from Strongylocentrotus purpuratus (purple sea urchin), 4266 nucleotides. Its product is annotated as FK506-binding protein 5. The transcript is spliced from 7 exons. Lineage: Eukaryota; Metazoa; Echinodermata; Echinoidea; Camarodonta; Strongylocentrotidae. The record is from RefSeq and is a predicted model, not a curated record. Gene Ontology annotation, molecular function: A2-type glycerophospholipase activity. Gene Ontology annotation, biological process: arachidonate secretion; phospholipid metabolic process. The coding region runs from base 484 to 2310 and encodes 608 amino acids.